Gigantopelta aegis is the source of this 4074-nucleotide messenger RNA. Its product is annotated as A disintegrin and metalloproteinase with thrombospondin motifs adt-1-like. Gene Ontology annotation, molecular function: protein binding. Bases 605 to 1291 code for a protein of 228 amino acids. The transcript has 6 exons. The record is from RefSeq and is a predicted model, not a curated record. NCBI's taxonomy places the organism in Eukaryota, Metazoa, Mollusca, Gastropoda, Neomphalida, Peltospiridae.
GGGUUUCGUACAAACCUUCCAGAAAUAGCCUACAGCCCACAGAACCGUCAAGGAAGAAUAGGUCUACAUCAAAUGAUCAUGAACUUUAAAAUCAUUUGCAUAUCUCUGGACAGACAAGAUUUGAAACUGAUGGUUGUGGUUUUCUUGAUAAAUAUGUGGGUUUUUAUACGCUAAGAAAUAAAUUUAAUUCCCCUCCACUGCGAUCAGCUCUGGAAGAGCCGUAAGAGAAUACACAUCAUUAACCGAACCGAGGUUUUUUUGUGUGUGUUCCUGCCGGGAUUUGAACGUCAAUCACUUGUCUUGUUAAACGAAGUCUCUUCACCGUUCUUGUUUGGAGCGCCGUCAAAUUGACGGGGGAUCGUAAGAACAACAAUUUCGCCAAGGAUGACGUCUCUGAGUGGAGAGUGUUGUUCAACACGGCCGUCGUGAAUUACCAGUCCAGAGGAGCGAGGAGAUCUUCAGACACACCUAACAACCCUCGAGGCCGCGACAAAAGACGCUCCUUCUCGACGUGUUCGACAGCCGGAAUCAAGUCGGCUUGCGGUCCUUUCAGUUUUGUCUUUUCAUCACCUUGUUGACGUUAUUACAGAGCGUUACACGAACGAUGAAUAUACAGAUUCCUAUAGAGUCGUUCCUUGUGGUGCUUCUACUGAAACUAGUACAGACUGAAGAUAAAAGCACCAUUCAUGGCCAGUGGUCUGAGUGGAGCGAGUUUUCCGCGUGCUCCGUGACGUGUGGAUCCGGAACUUACCGAAGAACACGUCACUGGAUGCCGAGCCCUAACGAACCAGCGAGUCUGGUUAAUUUUACUUCCACACAGGAACUUCCGUGCAGCUUUAAAGAUCACAUGCUUUGUCCAGUGGAGGGAAGGUGGAGUUACUGGAGUGGCUGGAGCGCGUGCUCACGUGCGUGCGGAGGCGGUACGAAGAAGAGAACACGCACGUGUAACAGUCCUAGGCCGGCGUAUGGCGGGAAGGCCUGUGAUGGGGAGAACUGGGAGGGAGAGGAUUGUAACCAACUCCCCUGUCCUCCAUUACCUGCCCACUUCAACGUGUCGGCGUGCACCAAGGAAUACUUCAUGUGUACAAGUCAUAAGAUGUGCGUCAAACUAGAAAACUAUUGCGAUGAGAUAGUUCAGUGUCACGAUGGCAGUGACGAAGACAGUUGCUAUGACAACAAUAUAAACUCCGUCCGUUACCGAUUUUCGAAGGGUGCAAGUGAACGGUUAUAUCUCUCUGGUUCAUUGCUGGUCGGUACCCUGGUUAGCAAGAUUUUACAAGUCUGGCUAUAACGAUAUGACGUGUAUGUUAUACUUAAAGCGAAAAAACAAAAAUGGGUCUCAAUCAAUUCAUAAAUCAACGUCGACCAAUCGUGAAAGGAGGAAUCUUGGAGGUCACAAUAAAGUCGGUACAUGUAUAUGGGAAAUGACUGAUUCGGAGACCUUGGAACAGUGAAUGAUUCAAUGGGCUCAGAAUGAUGACGGAUUUAAUGGCCUCAAAACUGAAUUAUUGAAUGAUCUCAAAUACUGACUGAUUUAAGGGCCUUAGAACAGUGACUGAUUUAAGGGCCUUAGAACAGUGACUGAUUUAGGGGCUUCCCUACAAUGAUUAAUUGAGGGCUUUAGAACAAUGGUUUAGAACAAUAACUAAUUUAAUGGCCUCAAAACACUGACUGAUUUAAGGGCCUCAAAACACUGACUGAUUUAAGGGCCUCAACACUAUGACUGAUUUAAGGGCCUCAAAACAAUGAUUGAUUUAAGGGCCUCAAAACACAGACUAAUUUAAUGGCCUCGAAACAUUGAUUUAAUGGCCUCAGAACGAUAACUGAUUUAAGGGCAUCAAAACAGUGACUAGUUUAAUGGCCUCAGAACGAUGACUGAUUUAGAGGCUUCACAACAAUAAACAAUUCAGGGGCUCCAAAACCCCAAUUCGUCUAACUCGGAAUACCACUAUUUCACUCAAAAACUUAAAAUGUGUUACAAUGUUACUGAUCUGGUGUCACUUGCAUUCAAAAUCAAAUUACAUCCCUGCGUUCAGAAUCAAUGACGUUACAAGACGCUCGCUGUAUAGGGUUUUGCAUUUCUAUUGAAUAUGACAGAGAGGGAAUCAGAUAAAUUGUCAGCGGGCGAUCGUCAUACAUCUUAUAUACUGAACGCACCCCUGGGAGUUUGGGCCCUACGUGUUACAGAACGCUAUGGUCCCCACAUAUUAUCACACAAAAGUAUGGAACAAUGAUGUAAACAGAUACAUUUGUGGAACGAUGUGAAAUGUGUAGUGGAAUAUAUGUGGAAUGUGAAGAAGAAUGUCUGUGGAAAUGAGGAAAUGAUGUGAAGAGGAAGAUUCGUGGAAUGUAAAUUGUGAUAUAUGGGGAGAUAAGACCAGAGUAACAGUUAAGGAAUGUAUGGAGGGAAUUUUUGUGAUAUUGACUGAACAGAGACAUUUGUUGAAUGGUGUGAACAGGAAUCAUUGUGGAAUGAAUUGAACAGGGACAUGUGUGAAAAUUAACAUUUGUGGAUUGACGUGAAAAGGAAUAUUUGUGGAAUUAAUUGAACAGGGACAUUUGUGAAAAUGAACCUCUGUGGAAAGGUGUGAUGAAGCUACGCGAAUUCUGUACAAGACGGUGGAAUCAUACAAAUGGACAAUUCAAUUAUAAUAGUAAUGCGUGUACUGAACGUGUGAAAAUUUGCACCUCAUCCAGUGCUGACAUCUGUGAUUAAUAUACGGAAUAUAUUAGAGGGACUGUGGAUUUUUGUUGGGGGGGGGGGGGGGGGGGGGGGGGGGGGGGGGGGGGGGUGGGGGGGGGGGGCUGCUGAGUCUUCACAAUCAUUUUAUUCUAAUUGUUAUUUUAAGCAGGUUUUUGUUUUCUUCUAUUAGUGAAGACAUCAACACGCGAUUUGCUCAUAAAUGCGAACGGACGUCAAAACCAUUGGCACGAGUAUGCUCGAUUCUAUGCACAAAACAGAGUGAAAGGGGUGUUUGGCAAGUCGGCGAUUAUGUGUCGAGUACAGCAGACCUAACAUUCUCUAGAAGACAGUAUUCUUCCAUUUCGAUCUGGAAAAGAACUGACUCUCUAAAGUCGCGGCCUCUCAACUAUUCAACGUUAGUCGGUGAACAAUACCGCUCCGGCACAUCGAAAGGUCAAGGACAGCAGUCUGUUAAGAGCAUUAGUUCCGCAGCUACACUAUACAGUGCUAUAUAAAGUUAUUAAUAUAUUUAUACAGGCAGGUCCAUUAAGUAUUCGGCGCUGUUUGGCCAAAUUUGGCCCAAUUUGUUCAAGUUUGUUAUUUAUUAGUAUUAUUUUUGUAAACUGUAAAACGCAGAUUCAAAAAUUAAUGUUGGUUCGUAUGUAUUAGUAUUGAAAUUCUUGAUUUGAUUAAAUUAUAUAAUUGAUCAAGUUAUAUAUUUGAUGCGAUUGAAACGAAUUUUGAAGUUGAAUAUGUUAAUUUGGGUUCACACAUAUUUAAGAUCUAUAAUAGUUAUAUAUUUGAUUUAAAUAAAAAGCAUUUUGGAGUAGAAUGCUUAAAAUAAAAUUUAUUUGUCUUCAGUUGAGAGGUUUUGUAUAAAGUACAUGGUACGCUAAGCCUAGACGAAAGAAUACAGAAUUUAAGGAUACAUAAGCUUGUCCAUAAGUUUAGAAUAAGCUCUGAUGCAAGGUCACACGAUAAGUACAUGUACUUCGUAUUAGCAAUUAAGACUUAUAACAAGUUGCUUCGACAAAGAGGGAAUGUGUAACAGGGUAAAAGUCAAGCGACAAUCUUUCUCAUGGACAUAUACCAUAGCUUCUGAUGACUAUGUGUCAGAAUUAUCAAAUGUAUGACAUCAAUAGCUGAUGAUUAAUUACCAGUAAUCAAAGUGCUCCAAGAGUGUCGUUAAACAAAACAAACUUUUAUACCAUAGUUCCACUACUACAGUGGAUUCUUUGAGGACUUUCUGUUACACUAUAACUAAUGAAAAUGGCUAAAAAAAAAAAAACUAUUAAAAAACUGCAGUUGUGUAAGAUUAAGUCUAAAGUGUAUUGUUUUGUUAUAAAAACCAUUAAUAUACUUCUAAAACAAUAUUGGGAUGAAUAUACGAA